AUGGGACAUAAAGGGGUAAUGGAGAAUUAUCCCAAGAAGAAGAGUAGCUGUAGCAGUAGUAGUACUAGCCAGAAGGAAAGGAAUAAAGGGAAGGAAGAAGAGAUGAAGAGAACUUCAAGUAAACAAUUGAAGGCUAUGCUUCGCAAGAAUUGGCUUCUGAAAGUUCGGCACCCUUUUGUUACUCUAAUGGAGAUUCUGCUUCCUACUAUAGUGAUGCUAUUGCUGAUAGCUGUGAGGUCUCGAACUGAUUUGCAAAUACAUCCAGAUCAGCCGAAUAUUCAAACAGAUGUGUUUGUGCAAGUGGGCAAAAGUGACAUAUCUCGGCCUUUUUACCAAGUUCUUGAAUAUCUGUUGGCCAAAGGCGAGCACCUAGCUUUUGCUCCUGACACAAGUGAGACAAGGAUGAUGAUCAACAUUUUAUCUCUAAAAAUUCCUCUGCUGAAGAAUGUUUCAAGAGUUUACAAGGAUGAGGAAGAGCUUAACACGUAUAUCAGAUCACAAUACUAUGGUGCUUAUGACCGAGAAAAGAACCUCACAAAUCCUAAAAUCAAAGGCGCAAUUGUGUUCCAUAGUCAGGGGCCUGAGAUAUUUGAUUACAGCAUAAGGUUGAACCAUACUUGGGCUUUCUCAGGAUUUCCUGAUGUUAAAAAUAUCAUGGAUGUGAAUGGUCCUUAUCUCAAUGACUUGCAAUUGGGGGUCAAUCCAAUCCCAAUUAUGCAAUAUGGCUUCAGUGGAUUUUUAACACUCCAACAAGUUGUGGAUUCUUUCAUUAUAUAUGUUUCUCAACAGAGUAUGGCCAACUCAUCCAUUGGAGAUCUUGGUGUGCCAGAGCAGUCUGCCAGCUUAAGAUCUGGUCUUACUGUACCUUGGACACAGUUUAGUCCUACAAACAUAAGCAUUGUUCCAUUUCCAACUCGUGAAUAUAUUGAUGACGAGUUUCAAUCCAUAAUCAAGAAAGUAAUGGGAGUUCUGUACUUGCUAGGAUUUCUCUAUCCAAUAUCUCGUUUGAUUAGCUACUCCGUCUUUGAAAAGGAAAACAAAAUAAAAGAAGGUCUCUACAUGAUGGGAUUGAAAGAUGAGAUUUUCUAUCUCUCUUGGUUUAUAACAUAUGCAUUGCAGUUUGCAAUUUCUUCCGCGAUCAUUACUCUUUGCACAAUGAAUAGUCUUUUCAAGUACAGUGACAAGUCCCUGGUGUUCGUCUACUUCUUCGCUUUUGGUCUCAGUUCAAUAAUGCUGUCCUUCCUAAUCUCAACUUUCUUCUCACGGGCUAAAACAGCUGUGGCAGUUGGGACUCUUUCUUUCCUUGGGGCCUUCUUCCCCUACUAUACUGUCAAUGAUGAAGCUGUAUCUAUGUUAGUCUUGCUCCUUGGUCAAAUAACUGUUUUUCCUUUCCAACUAGCAAAGUAUUCAUUUCUUGAAUAUACUUGCAGGGCAUUGAAGGUUAUCGCUUCAUUUUUGUCACCAACAGCCUUUGCUUUGGGAUCUGUAAACUUUGCUGACUAUGAACGUGCUCAUGUUGGACUCCGUUGGAGCAAUAUCUGGAGGGAGUCAUCUGGAGUUUCGUUUUUGGUUUGCCUCCUGAUGAUUUUUUUCGACACAUUAUUGUACUGUGCAAUUGGUCUUUACCUCGAUAAGGUCCUUCCAAAGGAGAGUGGUAUGCGUUACCCUUGGAAUUUUAUUUUUCCGAGCUUUUUGAGGAAGAGAUACUCCAAGGAUCCUUCUUACACAUCAGAGAUGUCAAAUGAGGAAUACCCCGAAGAAAAUCGCAGUCUACUUGGAAAAAGUGUACUUAAUUCAGCCAUUGAAGCAAUCAGUUUAGAGAUGAAACAACAAGAGAUUGAUGAGAGAUGCAUUCAGCUUAGGAAUCUGCACAAAGUGUUUUCUACGAAGAAAGGGUCCUGCUGUGCUGUUAACUCUUUGCAGCUCAAUCUGUAUGAGAAUCAGAUUCUUGCUCUUCUUGGACAUAAUGGCGCUGGGAAGAGCACAACAAUAUCAAUGCUUGUUGGUCUCCUUCCUCCUACUUCUGGCGAUGCUCUAGUAUUUGGAAAGAGCAUCUUAACUGACAUGGAGGAGAUUCGAAAGGUUUUGGGCAUCUGUCCACAAUAUGACAUUCUUUUUCCAGAGCUAACUGUGAAGGAGCAUUUGGAAAUAUUUGCCAGUAUAAAGGGCGUAGAUGAAAAAUCACUUGAUAGCACUGUGAAUGAAAUGAUAGAUGAAGUGGGAUUGGCAGACAAAAUUGGUACUACUGUCAGGGCUCUUUCUGGAGGUAUGAAGAGAAAACUGUCCCUUGGGAUUGCACUGAUUGGUAAUAGUAAGGUAAUUAUUCUUGACGAGCCUACGAGUGGUAUGGACCCGUAUUCAAUGCGUUUGACGUGGCAAUUAAUAAAGAAGAUAAAGAAAGGAAGAAUAAUACUGUUGACGACACACUCCAUGGAUGAAGCUGAUGUUCUGGGAGAUCGCAUUGCUAUCAUGGCUAAUGGUUCCUUAAAAUGUUGUGGAAGUUCCCUUUUCUUGAAGCAUCAGUAUGGGGUUGGCUAUACUCUUACAAUGGUGAAGACUGCGCCAUAUGCUUCUGUUGCUGCUGAUAUUGUACAUCAUCAUAUCCCAUCUGCAACAUGUGUCAGUGAGGUUGGAACUGAAAUUUCCUUCAAGCUUCCACUUUCAUCCUCACCUUUGUUUGAGAACAUGUUUCGAGAGAUAGAACAUUACAUGAGAAGUCCUAGCACUAAUGGGGAAGGUGUUGGUAAUGGGGAUGAUAACUGUGCUUGCAUUGAGAGUUAUGGCAUAUCUGUAACAACUUUGGAGGAAGUAUUCCUGAGAGUGGCUGGUGGGGACUUUGACGCAACUGAAUCCCUUGAAGAAGAAAAAGCUACAGCUCCACCUGAUUGUGAUACCUCUGAUAUUAGUCAAAACUAUGCUCCGCAUGUAUUCCGCUUCAAAAAAUGUCGUACCUUUUUCAGAGUCGCUGGAAUUUUGAUUUCCAUCAUCAUUAGGUCAUGUACCCUCUUUUUCGCGACCGUCUUCAGUAUUUUUAGGUUCUUAGGCAUGCAGUGCUGCUGCUGUUUAAUGAUUUCAAGGUCAACCUUUUGGAAGCAUAUGAAAGCCUUACUCAUUAAGAGAGCCUUAUCAGCUCAGAGAGAUAGGAAAACCCUUGUGUUCCAGUUGUUGAUUCCAGCUGUCUUUUUAUUCAUUGGUCUUCUCUUUCUGAAUCUUAAGCCACAUCCGGAGCAGCAAUCUAUAACAUUCACUACUUCCUACUUCAAUCCUCUAUUAAGUGGUGGAGGUGGUGGAGGCCCAAUCCCUUUUGAUCUGUCUUGGCCAAUUUCUCAAAAGGUUGCAGAGCAUCUCCAUGGCGGCUGGAUUCAGAGGGUUAGGAAGAGUCAGUACAAGUUCCCUGAUCCAGAUGAGGCGCUGAAUGAUGCUAUAAAAGCUGCAGGGCCCACUUUGGGCCCAAAGAUACUGGAAAUGAGUGAAUAUUUAAUGUCUAGCUUCAAUGAAUCUUACGAGUCAAGGUAUGGAGCAGUUGUAAUGAAUAAUCAGGAUGAUCAAGGGAGAAUAGGAUACACUGUUCUACAUAAUAGCUCUUGUCAGCAUGCUGCGCCAACCUAUAUCAAUCUGGUGAACUCAGCGAUACUCAGGCUCGCUACUCUGAAUGAGAAUAUGACAAUAAAAACGCGUAAUCAUCCUCUUCCAUUGACAGAAAGCCAGCACCUCCAACGGCAUGAUCUGGAUGCUUUCUCCGCUGCUAUUAUUGUGAAUAUAGCAUUUUCGUUUGUUCCAGCAUCAUUCGCGGUGGCUAUAGUGAAGGAAAAUGAAGUAAAAGCUAAGCAUCAACAACUCAUUAGUGGGGUUUCUAUACUCUCAUAUUGGGUCUCAACAUAUCUUUGGGAUUUCAUCAGCUUCUUAUUUCCAUCAUCAAUUGCCAUCGUACUGUUUUCGAUAUUCGGUCUUGAUCAAUUUAUUGGAAGGGAUUCCUUCCUCCCCACAACAUUCUUGUUAUUGGAAUAUGGACUGGCAGUUGCAUCGUCAACCUAUUGCCUCACUUUUUUCUUUGCUGACCAUAGUCUGGCACAGAAUGUGGUCCUCUUGGUCCAUUUUUUCAGCGGGCUCAUCCUCAUGGUACUAUCCUUCAUAAUGGGGUUUAUAAAGUCUACAGCACAUGCCAAUUCUAUUCUCAAGAAAUUCUUCAGGUUAUCACCUGGAUUUUGUUUUGCUGAUGGACUAGCUUCACUAGCUCUCUUACGACAAGGGAUGAAGAAUGGAUCUGGUGGUAGAACAUUUGAUUGGAAUGUUACGGGUGCUUCCUUAAGUUAUCUGGCUGCAGAGGCUGUCAUUUAUUUCCUACUUACACUUGUGCUUGAAAUCUUGCCUCCAAAUAAGAUGACUUUACGAACUGCUUAUGAGUGGAUGAGAUUCAAGCUUUCAUGCCCAACUUCUGAUAGUUUGUCACAAACUCUUCUGGAGCCAGCUUUUGGAGAUGUUAUUGAAUUUGAUGAAGACAGUGAUGUCCUAGCCGAGAGAAAUAGGGUACUCUCAGGUUCAACUGAUAAUGCAAUUAUCUAUCUGCGCAAUCUGCGGAAGGUUUAUCCCAGUGGAAAGCAUCAUGUACCAAAAACUGCAGUUCAUUCCUUGACUUUUGCGGUUCAGGAAGGAGAAUGUUUUGGCUUUUUGGGAACCAAUGGAGCAGGAAAGACCACAACACUUUCUAUGCUUUGUGGGGAAGAAUAUCCAACCAGUGGGACGGCAUUUAUAUUUGGCAAAGAUAUAAGAUCAAACCCUAAGGCUGCUCGACAGCGCAUUGGUUACUGUCCUCAAUUUGAUGCUCUACUGGAGUUUCUCACAGUCCAGGAGCAUCUUGAGCUCUUUGCUAGAAUCAAAGGAGUUUCAGAAAGUGAUAUUGAUACGGUUGUUCAAGAAAAACUAGUAGAAUUUGAUUUGUUGAAGCACGCCAUUAAGCCAUCAUUUGCGUUGAGUGGGGGAAACAAGCGUAAGCUAUCAGUUGCCAUUGCUAUGGUUGGGGAUCCUCCUAUUGUUAUUCUUGAUGAGCCAUCAACUGGUAUGGAUCCACUAGCCAAGCGGUUCAUGUGGGAGGUUAUCUCCCGAUUAUCAACUAGACGAGGAAAAACAGCCGUCAUUCUAACUACUCAUAGCAUGAAUGAAGCACAAGCUUUGUGCACAAGGAUUGGAAUUAUGGUUGGAGGCAAACUUCAGUGCAUCGGAAGUCCCCAGCACCUGAAAACUCGAUUUGGCAAUCACCUCGAGCUGGAGGUCAAGCCAACAGAAGUAAGUGCGAUGGACAUGGAAAAUCUUUGCCGAACGAUACAUGAAAAGCUCUUUGAUAUCCCUUCUCAUCGCAGAAGUCUGCUCAGCGAACUUGAGGUUUGCAUUGGAGGAGUGGACUCCAUAGCAUCAGAAAACUCAUCAAUGGCAGAGAUUAGCUUGUCUGAGGAAAUCAUUCUAGCAAUCGGACGAUGGCUUGGAAAUGAAGGUAGAGUACAAGGGCUUGUAUCUGCAACUGCAAACACUUCUUAUCCGGGGGCUAUUGGCGAGCAGCUAUGCGAACAGUUGGUCCGUGAUGGUGGUAUUCCACUACCAGUAUUUUCAGAGUGGUGGUUAACCAUGGAAAAGUUCUCCACCAUUGAUUCUUUCAUUCAGUCCUCAUUCCCUGGUGCGACGUUCCAGGGUUGCAAUGGAUUGAGUGCAAAAUAUCAGCUUCCUUAUGGAGAAGGCCUCUCACUUGCUGAUGCCUUCGGUCACAUAGAACGCAACAGGAGUUCACUGGGGAUCUCGGAGUACAGUAUCGGCCAAUCAACACUCGAAACAAUCUUCAAUCAUUUUGCUGCUAAGCCUUAA
Molecule: messenger RNA, 5853 nt
Organism: Oldenlandia corymbosa var. corymbosa
Lineage: Eukaryota; Viridiplantae; Streptophyta; Magnoliopsida; Gentianales; Rubiaceae
Source: the annotation of a GenBank genome assembly